AUGUUCAACACGCUAGUCAGAAACACAUCGCCACUCUUGCGAAAUGCUUAUUCCAUCAACUCAAUAAGAAAAUUGACCUCAGUAACUUUCUUCACCAAAGAUACUUGCAAACUCUGCUCGGAUGCCAAACAAAUACUAGAAUCAAGCUUAAACAACCCCACAGUCGAGAAUGACCAUCUCCAAGUAAAGUACAUCGACAUAAUGGACCCCAACAACCAAGAAUGGUUCGACAAGUACUGCUACGACGUGCCCGUACUACACAUUGAACAACAAGGACAGAAAUUGCAGAAAUUCAUGCACUAUUUCAAUGAAAAGGAGUUGGUGCAUGUGCUAGCAAACUCCAAAUAA
Lodderomyces elongisporus is the source of this 348-nucleotide messenger RNA. RefSeq lists its product as uncharacterized. The transcript has a single exon. Lineage: Eukaryota; Fungi; Ascomycota; Pichiomycetes; Serinales; Debaryomycetaceae. The record is from RefSeq and is a predicted model, not a curated record. The coding region runs from base 1 to 348 and encodes 115 amino acids.